Phaeoacremonium minimum UCRPA7 is the source of this 2376-nucleotide messenger RNA. RefSeq names its product putative rrna processing protein. Gene Ontology annotation, cellular component: nucleolus; 90S preribosome; preribosome, small subunit precursor. Gene Ontology annotation, biological process: endonucleolytic cleavage to generate mature 5'-end of SSU-rRNA from (SSU-rRNA, 5.8S rRNA, LSU-rRNA); endonucleolytic cleavage in ITS1 to separate SSU-rRNA from 5.8S rRNA and LSU-rRNA from tricistronic rRNA transcript (SSU-rRNA, 5.8S rRNA, LSU-rRNA); carboxylic acid metabolic process. The record is from RefSeq and is a predicted model, not a curated record. The transcript has 2 exons. The coding region runs from base 1 to 2376 and encodes 791 amino acids. NCBI's taxonomy places the organism in Eukaryota, Fungi, Ascomycota, Sordariomycetes, Togniniales, Togniniaceae. Gene Ontology annotation, molecular function: carbon-carbon lyase activity; pyridoxal phosphate binding; RNA binding.
AUGUUGAACGUUCCCGUAACGUGCUCAUUCCUGCUCGGCCCCGACAUGAAGGUCUUCCACAAGGCUAAUACUUUACCUGCUGGCUACCUGUUCCAUACAAAGGAAGAGGAGGAUGCAGAGGUCUGGGAUCUGGCUGAUCUGACUUUGCAAUGCGGCCGAAAGGGCGAUAGCGUCAAGCUUGCGUUGUCCUGGAUAUACUAUGGCGCCGCGGGCUUUGAGAAGCAGAUUGAUCAUGCUUUCGAAGUAGCCCAUCACCUUGCAACCAAAGUUGAAGAGGAUGGGAAUUUCCAACUCAUCUCGUCGAACCCGCCACCUUGCCUUCAGAUGGGCAAGAAUCGGAAAUCCAAGCGACAGCUCAUUCGCGACGAAAAGAAACUCAAGAGGAAGAACCAGGAGUUUGAGGAGGAAGAGACGUCCCAUGAUGCCAAGCGACAGCGGUUCGAAGCCCAACCCGAAGCAGCUGGAGAUUUCAUUCCUCUCGAUGAAGGUAAUGAUGUCAAUCGACCCUACGAUGAGCCCGAACGCGAAUUCUUCGGCAUGCUUGCCGAUGAAGAGCAGGAAUACUUUCGCCGGGCAGACGAGAUGCUCGAGCUCGACGACUUCCCGUCUGCCGAGGACCGAGACAUCUUCCUCGAAAACGUCUACAAGGAGGCAGAAGGAAAGGAGUUGAAGCUCGCCAGCAGCCAGUCAUGCUCGAGAUUGAUGGAGCGAUUGAUCAUGUUGUCAAAUACCAGGCAGAAAAAACAUCUAUUCGAGGCAUUCGCCAGCCACUUUGUUACCCUCGUCACACACCGAUUUGCCAGCCAUUGCUGCGAGAAACUGUUCCUGGUCUCUGCACCAGUUGUCACACGGGAGCUCGCUGGAAUUGAGGAGGAGCAAGACAAGGCUGAGGAGGUCGGCUCAGAGGAGAAGCCAACGUCAUCUAUGGAGGAAUUGUUCCUCUUGACAUUAGACGAGCUCGAACAGCAUCUUACAUAUUUGUUGUCAGACCGAUUUGCGUCUCACACCCUUCGAGUUUUGCUGCUCGUAUUGUCAGGCCGGCCGUUGGAGGGAGCCUCAACAAAAUCACUAUUGCAGAGUAAAAAGAAAGAACACAUAUCAGUGGCACGCCCGACCGCAAAUAGUGAGCUAGAUUCCCAGCUGCGUGCUGUGCCAGAAUCAUUCACCAUGGCAACACAAAAGAUCAUCGAAGACACCGCGGCUUCGAUGGACGCAACAGCACUCCGUGUGCUAGCGACACACCCGACAGGCAAUCCUGUCCUACAGCUGCUGCUUGAGCUGGAUAUAUCCCUAAAUGCAAAGGAUAAGAACAAGAAGGAUAGCCUACUUCUGUUCAAGCUCCUACCAGGUGCCCCUUCGUCAUUAAACGACGCUACUUCGUCAGCAACAGAUUUUAUCAAUCAGAUGCUAUAUGAUCCAAUUGGAUCUAGACUGAUAGAGAGCAUUAUUACACAUUCCCCCGCGCAGGUCUUCAAAGGCCUUCAUGCGAAUUUUUUUGGUCCGCGGAUAGACAGCUAUGUUCGCAAUGAUAUUGCAUCAUAUCCGGCGAUCAAAGCUCUAGUUCGGAUGGGAAAAGACGAUCUUGCGAACGCUGUCGAGAAAAUUCUUCCAGAGGUCACCAAAUUGGUGGAGAGAGGGCGCUACAAUGUGCUCAAGACGCUUCUUGAGCGAUGUAACGUACGACAUGCAACGAGCCAACUCAAUAGCCUGGUCAAGUUGAUUUGCUCUGCAGCUGGAACCGAUCCCAACUCAUUGGUGGCCAAGUUCUGCGGGCUUGAUGAAGAGGAGGUUGUCAGCAAGAAUGAGCCGCAACAAUUUGCCAAGAACAAGUUGGUCCUGAAAUCCCACGGGUGCCAGCUUGUCACGGCGAUGCUCAGCAUCCCAGGCCAGCCUUCGAGGGCUGUUCAGGCAUCACUGCUGUCUCUUGAUUCUGACCAGAUUCUGCGACUGGCAACAACUUCGUCGCCAACUGUCACCGUGCUCACGACAGCAUUCUCAGCCCCAUCACAGGUUCCUAAUUUCCACAAAGCACUUGUCUCAAAGCUCAUGCAACAUACCAUGGAGCUUGCCAAUUCCCAGUUCGGACACAAAGUCCUCAUUGCCAUCGUCUCUGUGCCGUCAAAGGGGCAAGGAUUGUCGAUCCCAUUCCACCUCAAGGAAGGUGUCAUCUCGGUGCUGGCAAGCCACGAGAGAGAGCUCAGAGAUUCGUGGACGGGCCGUAAUGUAUGGAGGACGUGGAAAGGCGAUCUAUGGAGCCAUCGCCGAAGCGAAUGGAUUAGAUGGAUCAAGGAGUUUGAUCCCGCCGAGACAAAAGACGGGCUGGCCUCGAAACCAAAGCCAUGGCAGACGGCUAGGGCUGGGGACAAGAGGAGAUAG